Molecule: messenger RNA, 2469 nt
Organism: Musca vetustissima
Lineage: Eukaryota; Metazoa; Arthropoda; Insecta; Diptera; Muscidae
Gene: Sema1a
Product: semaphorin-1A
Exons: 19
Coding region: 80-2116 (678 amino acids)
Biological process (GO): negative regulation of axon extension involved in axon guidance; positive regulation of cell migration; semaphorin-plexin signaling pathway
Molecular function (GO): chemorepellent activity; semaphorin receptor binding
Source: RefSeq, a predicted model, not a curated record
UAUUGUAUACAAUAUAAGUAUACACGAUCUACAGGAACAACAGCGUCUUGUAUGGAACUCCCCAGAGGAUGAUCAGAAAAUGUGUGUCGUCAAAGGCAAAGAUGAGGAGGCGUGCCAAAAUUAUAUACGCAUCAUGGUCGUGACUUCGCCAGGACGUUUAUUUGUAUGCGGUACAAAUUCAUUUCGUCCCCUGUGUCACACUUAUAUAAUCAACGAGAACAAUUAUACCCUGGAGGCAACUAAAAAUGGCCAGGCUGUGUGUCCAUACGAUCCGAAACACAACUCUACAUCGGUAUUUGCUGAUAAUGAAUUGUAUUCGGGCACCGUGGCUGAUUUCAGUGGCAGUGAUCCGAUUAUCUAUCGAGAGCCACUACAAACAGAGCAAUAUGAUAGUUUAAGUCUUAACGCACCAAAUUUUGUCAGCUCUUUUACACAAGGAGACUUUGUAUAUUUUAUGUUUCGUGAAACGGCUGUGGAAUUCAUAAAUUGCGGAAAAUCAAUAUUUUCGCGUGUAGCUCGUGUUUGCAAAUGGGACAAAGGUGGACCACAUCGUUUUCGCAAUCGUUGGACGUCGUUUUUGAAGUCACGUUUAAAUUGUUCAAUACCUGGCGAUUUUCCAUUCUAUUUCAAUGAAAUACAAUCUGCUAGUAAUCUUGUCGAAGGACAUUAUGGUCACUCAAGCGCCAAAUUGAUUUAUGGCGUUUUUAAUACACCAACAAAUUCAAUUCCUGGCUCAGCAGUUUGUGCAUUUUCAUUGCAGGAUAUUGCGGAUACAUUUGAAGGCAAUUUCAAAGAACAAAGUGGUAUCAACUCUAAUUGGCUGCCGGUCAAUAAUGCCAGGGUACCCGAACCACGUCCUGGCUCAUGCCACAAUGAUUCAAGAACUCUACCGGAUCCAACAUUAAAUUUCAUCAAAACACAUUCACUAAUGGAUGAAAAUGUGCCGGCAUUCUUUGGUCAACCCAUUUUAGUUCGAACGAGCACAAUAUAUCGAUUUACACAAAUAGCUGUGGAUCCGCAAAUCAAAACUCCCGGUGGCAAAACCUACGAUGUGAUAUUUGUGGGAACAGAUCAUGGUAAAAUUAUAAAAUCUGUAAAUGCCGAUUCCGCAGACUCGGACAAAAAAGUAACCUCCGUGGUAAUAGAAGAAAUCGAUGUUUUACCCAAAAGUGAACCAAUACGUAAUCUAAAAAUUGUUCGCACAAUGCAAUAUGAUCAACCCAAAGAUGGCAGCUAUGAUGAUGGUAAAUUAAUCAUUGUCACUGAUAGUCAAGUUAUUGCCAUCCAAUUGCAUCGUUGUCACAACGAUAAAAUCACCAGUUGCAGUGAAUGCGUAGCUCUGCAAGAUCCAUACUGUGCCUGGGAUAAAAUUGCUGGCAAAUGUCGUUCCCAUGGUGCACCACGAUGGCUUGAGGAGAACUAUUAUUAUCAGAAUGUCACAACUGGUCAACAUGCAGCAUGCCCCUCAGGUAAAAUAAAUUCAAAAGAUGCCAAUGUCGGUGAACAAAAAGGCUAUCGAGAUGAUAUGGGCCUAUUGGAUCAACGCCGCCAAAGCAAGGAUCAUGAAGUCAUCAAUUUGCAGGACAAAAAUUUUGAGGGUCCGCACAUUUCUCCAGAUAUCAUAAAUGCCCAGUACACGGUGGAAACAUUGGUGAUGGCGGUUUUAGCGGGCUCCAUAUUCUCGCUGUUGGUAGGCUUCUUUACAGGCUAUUUCUGUGGCCGUCGCUGUCACAAGGAUGAAGAUGAUAAUCUGCCAUACCCUGAUACGGAAUAUGAAUACUUUGAACAAAGGCAAAAUGUUAAUAGUAGAAUACAAGCAGAACCCAAGCUAUUACCUCAAGUUGAAGAGGUAACCUAUGCCGAACCGGUUUUAUUGCCACAGCCACCACCAAAAAUGCAUUCGCCUAAGAGUACUUUACGUAAACCCAUGCCACCUCAUCAUGGACCCAACUCAGAAACGUUCUUCCAAUUCCAGCCAGAUGGUUAUAAUACCCAACAAUCAUAUCGUUGUCGUGAUAAUUUUGGUACUUUAAGAUCUCAUCAAGUUAUGGGUGAUAACUAUCGUCGUGGUGAUGGCUUUUCCACCACUCGCAGUGUCAAGAAGGUUUACCUUUGAGACGGGAGUGGGGCGGCUGAAACCAGUCAGGGAUUAAUUACCCAAAAUAUGGCUGUUAACACAAAUACACGUAAUCGAAGUCUUGGUCGUAUGAGAAGGCAGCCGCCCCGUCAUGGUAUUGUAACUCAACAACACCGUUCCAAUAGUCCACAACACUCCAGUUCGGCCUCAUCGCCUGUUAUGUCAAAUAGUAGUUCUAGUCCAGCACCACCAUCCAGCAGUCCAUCACCGCAAGAGAGCCCCAAGAAUUGUAGUUACAUAUAUCGUGAUUGAUUGAUCACUAAUACCAAAUCAAUGCCACUAAUCAAAACAACAUCCAACAAUACAACAACAACAACCACAACAGAUGCAAA